Molecule: messenger RNA, 8711 nt
Organism: Alligator sinensis (Chinese alligator)
Lineage: Eukaryota; Metazoa; Chordata; Crocodylia; Alligatoridae
Gene: CNGA2
Product: cyclic nucleotide gated channel alpha 2
Exons: 7
Coding region: 5904-7916 (670 amino acids)
Biological process (GO): potassium ion transport; monoatomic cation transmembrane transport
Cellular component (GO): plasma membrane; intracellular cyclic nucleotide activated cation channel complex
Molecular function (GO): cGMP binding; voltage-gated potassium channel activity; intracellularly cGMP-activated cation channel activity
Source: RefSeq, a predicted model, not a curated record
UCCUUCUCUGCAGUAUUGCUGCCUAGCCACUCAUUCCCCAGUCUGUUUUUGUGCAUUCAAUUAUUUUGUCCCAAAUGUAGGACUUUGUACUUGGUCCGGUUGAAUCUCAUCUGAUUGAUCAUGGACCACUUUUUCCAGUCUACUCCGAUCCUUCUGGAUCCCUAGCCCUGCUCUCCAGAGUGUCUGCAGCUCCACCCAGCUUGCUGUCACUCACAAAUUUGCUAAGCCUGCCCUUGAAACCAUCAUCCAAAAUAUUAAUGAGGAUGUUGAACAUUCCUUUAAAAUAUUCCCUGGUAGUUUUAUACCACCUUCCACUGCAUGAUCCAGCUAAUGCCCAUUUGAGAUGGGCACUACUUUUUGCAUUCCAGAAGCACUGGAAAGUGAAGUACCUUAACAGCUGAUCAGUGACAGGAUGAAAUGGAUCCUAGGAGUCCUGACUCUUAGCCCUGCAUGAAUUGCCAGGCUACACUGAAAGUGGUGCUUGAUCACAGCCUCAAGAUGAGUGGAGUGGGGACUAAUGAGCCAAUAAAAAUACAAGGACAGGUAAAACAAGGGUUGUAGGAUGCAUGAGCACAGUGAUGACUUCAGAUUUUGUAGCUCCUGGAGAAUCCAGUUCAGAUUUAAAGGUUCAAUUAACCCAUCCCCAAAUCUCACUUGGCACGCAGGGAGGUAUUUGGAGAAGCCAAAGGAGAUGGGCUACUACUAGACAAAGAUGAGUGUGGGAAUGGAGCCAUGGAGAAGGAAGUCAGUGUUUCUUCAGCCAUGGGUGCUCUGUGGCCUUUACAAAGACCAUGGGAGAUGGGAAAGCAGAAGGCACCGAGGAAGAGAGAAAAGGCUGUUAUACGUGAUGGAAACAUCUCUCGCCGUAAUCCCCUUCUACUGCAGUGCCAGACCUUAGCCUUCUCAGAAUGGGUUGCAUGGGGCAAGGGACCCUCCAGUAAUGCAUUCUGAGCUGUGUCUACCAUGUAUCCAGUGUUUCUGAAAAAGCACCCUGCCUUCCCUUGCUUGGCUGCAUGCUCCAAACCCAGAAAUGAGGUGGUAAAAUGACAGUGUGUUGCACAAAUUAUUAAUUGCUCACAUGAAAAAAGACUUUAAAAGAGGGAUGAGGCAAGAUGCUAUGUUUAUUGAUUAGAAUAUUUAAAAGAAUGCGCGCGCGCGCACGCGCACACACACACACACACACACACACACUCCCAAUUACUCUGCAGAUGUUAUAGUUACCAAAGUCUGUUGGAAGGUGGGCAGCCUAGAAGUACGAGAUGAGGGGUGGAGCCUCAUACAGACACAUGUCUGUGCUCCAGUAAAAUAUGCAGAGUGUUACCCAACUCUUGCUGCUAAGUCUCCCCGCUUUAUAGGGGGCAUCAAGUUGGUGUUGGGUGACCGAUUCCACUUUUCCUGACUCUGUGCCUCCUUUGCUUGAAUCUCAGUACUUUUCCAUCCUGACAAGUGGUCAGGCUUAUCCAUCACUGUCCUAGGUGUUGCUCUUCAAGCACUCUGUUUACCACAUUUUCCAUUAUCACUGAUGUAGGCUGUCUGGUGCAGAUGGGGUCUUUAGCCUUGAAGGGUUACAAGCCAGUGUCUUUAAUCUUGUUUCUUCUGCUUAUUUCAUUCCUCGCCUGGUACAGAUUGGAUUUAGAAUUGCCUCUUCAGCCUUUUCUUAGCAUAGUUCACAAUUUGUUAACUUGUUUGUUAACACAUAGCUUACCCUGCUUCUAGUAAUCAGUCUACACUCAUUUACCCACACAUCCCAGUAUCAUAAAAAAGAAUACUUGUUUUGCUAUAUAUAUGUGUAAUAACAAGCUUAAUUCAUAAUAGCAGACUUAAAAUCGGUACAACUGAGAUGCCUCUGCUGCUUCUCAAGCAUCCUGGGGUUCUUGAGUGGUGAGGUGCCAACCACUCCCAUUUUUUGGUUUGGUAGGUUCGGGUGGGAAUGGUUGGGUAGGUUGUGUUUGAGAGCAAUGCUACAUACGAAUGCUGGGAAUAUGAUGUAGACAUUUCCUGAGGUGCCAGUGCUGUCUCUACAGCUCUUCCCUGUAGUCUGUCAUUCCCCCAGCCAGUCUGUUCAUGGAUAGAUAAAACAUCAUCCCAAUGGCCAUAUUUCUCAGCCAGCUUGUGCAACUGGUUCCAUGCAGAACAUCCUUGUUUCGAGCCGUGUGAUUCUGUGUGUUAGGCUGGAGGGAGUGAGACGUGGCUGGGUGAAGAAGGUUGCUUUGAUCAGUUGCAGCUAUUCAGAAAGGUCCCAUUAGUUGGUAUGGAGGUGGCCCUAUGGUCUGUAUGUACGGGGCACUUACUGGGCUAGGGUGGGAAUGGAGCCAUCAUCUUCCCUUGUUUGUGUGUGUGCAGAUAGUGAACUGGGUGGUGAGGAGGGGGAGAGAUUUCUUCUUAAAUCUCCUCUCCCUGCCACCAUUCUGCUAAGGAGGGAGAAUGAGGCUGAGCAGAUACAAAGCCAGGGGAUACCGGGAGCCAUUAGCUGAUACAGUUCCUACAGGGGCCUUUCCUACAGUUGUCUUUGCCUAAUCACUGAAUGUCCGUGCCUCAGUUUCCCUGUCUGAAAUGAUCAUUUCCACAGAGGAUCCUUGGCUUUGGCCUUUGCAAGGGGCAUGUUCGCAGAUGCUGCUCAUUUGUCAGCACAUUUGGAGAAGGUUUUGCCUUUUUUUACUUGCCAUUUUCCAUUUUUUGCCUUUGGCAUGCUUUGUCUCAUGCGUGGGUCACAUGGUGGGCCUGUGCCCUCCUGAGGGAGGCUGGGUAGGAAGGGGAAGUUGCUGAGGCAGCUGCAUGUACUGGGUGUUUGGAACAUGUUAUGUAACAAAGUAUUGCUCUGGGGAAUCACUUGUCUUGGAUCAAAGGUAUGGAAACAAACAAGCUUGCCAUGUUUCCGUGGAGAUUCUCUAGCCAUCUGUGAGCUCUGUGCCUGGUGUGUGUGUGUUCCCACUCCUCUCUUCUGCACCAUACUGGUGAACUCAGAACCUGCCUUUUCUGGGCUGAAGAGGGGGAGUGUUUCAGAUCCAUCAGAUAAAGUCCCCCAGGCUUCUGUUCUGUGUGUGUGUGUUCACCAGAGUGGCCUUCCUGCCACCAUACAGAUUUAAGAAGCAGGGCAAGCCUAGGAGAAUGAAGGGUGGCACCGUCAGGAACCCACCUGCUAGUAGGUUUCCCUGCAGAACUGCACUCCUGUGGUUGUGAAAAAACUGGGAGACGGAGGGCACUUCUCAGCUGCUCCAGCUCUUUCCACAAUUCCACAUAAACAACCUCAGAGACCCCAGUUUAGUUGAGCUGGUCAGAAAUGUUUUAGUGUGGAACAAACCUAAUUGCUGAAACCUUAGAAUUUUUUGCUGAAUGGCAUGCUUGUGUCCUGCUCUGUGAUGGAAGGUAGGUGCCUGGCCCGUUUUCAGCCCACCUCUGCUUGUGCAGCGGUGGGCUGUGAGACCACCUGUGCCACUCCAUCUGCUCCUGGGCAAGAUAGGUUGGUAUCUUUGUCUAUCUGCCAGCCUUGGAAAUUAAAAUAUGCAUCAGCCCCCACAACGAUCAUCAAGUUUCAGAUUAAUAAUGACUUUUUUUCCCUUUCUCCACUAGUUUUUGAGCCUUUAGGUUUCCACAUUGUCAAGCUUUUCCUUGAAACUGAGAGCUAGAAGCUAAGUUAUUGUUUUAAAUGAAAGCUGAGGCUUUCAGGUUAUUUACAUGACUCCAGAUGUUGGGGCUUCUAGAAAAACAAUGUGCUGCGAGAUUCACAAUAGCAUUGCAGGAGUUGGCAAAUUGAUUUUGCUAAAAAAACAGCCAUUUCUGACAUUUUAGCCCCCCCCCCGGCAACUGGGUAGGUAUCUCUCUCCUGCACUUCAGGCAUGUAGAAACUGGCUAUUUGCCUAUUAGAGUGGUCUCCUAAAAAAAUAACAGCUUCUUAAAAACAAUGACCACAUGAAAUUUCUCUUGCCUAAUUUCUGCCUUCUGGGUAGUUUACACCUUGACCAGCUCGCUUUUGCUGGUGGUUAUAUGUCUGUUGAGACUGGGGCAUAGGAGAUUAACAAAUUGAUGGUUCCUAACAUUUUCAGGCUGCCUGACUUCUAUAGUGCUGUCCAGACAAUAAAGAAACAACUGGGCUGCUGUAUUCAAAUGCAGCCAACUUCCAAGGAGCAAAAUCUGUUGCACAGCACUUGACAAUCCACAGACCUCCAGAGCUGAAGUAGUUUACAUCGCUUCUGGCCCCAAUUAUUGUGGUUGCCAGAGAGCAGUGCUGUGGACAAGCAAGUUGGCUCUGCUAAGAGGCCAAGCUGAUUAACUGGUCUGAGUGCAGAAUUGUGUGGAUGUAGCUCCCCAGUCAGGUGGUAGCUGUGAUGCCAGGCUGUGUUAUACUGUAUCCUUUCAGGUCCCUGCAGGUCAGGGCCAGGGUUUACCUUCAGCGGUCCAUACACAAAGGCUCAGUAUUGGGUUGCUACUAAUAAAACUCCCUGAAUAGCAGCUGUGAAACUAAUGGCUGCUAGUCCGUUUCAUGGCAGCUGAUGCAAGGCUCACCUUGGCCAGCUCUGGGCCCCAUCUUGUUUGCUGCCUGGUGCCACUGCAGGCCCAGUUGUUCAUAUCCAGGAUGAAAAUCCCAUUUCAGGGAGUCUCUUGGGGCACCAGGACACAGCCCCAAAAUUUGAGACCAUCCAGGAAGAAAGCCAUGGUUAUUUUAUUUUAUUUUCUGCUCCUUACUGCAAUUGAUAGGUCAGGGAAGCACUAUGUAGAAACAGAACUCAUGGUCUCUCUCAGUCUCCUAUGCUGUAGUACUCAUCACUGCAGGGCGCUCAUCCAGUUGUGCACAUCACAGAAAGGCAGGGGAGGGUUGAAGCAUUUGUCACAGCUUGUCAAGGGCUUGGAGAUCUGUGGACUCAGAGUGGUUACAGAAGUGUAAAGGGUGGCUGUUAUUUCCAGUUGCUCUGUUCCUUUAAAGCUUUAUGAAAUACUGGGCAUGAGAGGCAAGGGGAAGGGAAGGGAAGGGAAGGAAGGGACACCUUGGUUCAGGGAAUAUCUGUUCCAGGCCAGUGGGGAUUCAUUUAGAACGGUGGUCUCCAACCUUUUAAAGGUGAAGAUCACUUUUUGAAGUAAAGGGCAAUCCAGGCCUACUGCACCAUCCCCUUGGUCUGCCCCCUCCCCCCUGUCCUUGCCCCCCUACCUACCCAGCAGGUCAGUUGGGGGAGGGGGCAGAUCAAGGCCCCUGCAGUGAGGAAGGGCAUGGGGCAGGGGCAGGGGUGAGUGGGGCCCAGGGGAGGGUUGGGUUGUCCAGGUGCAUGGGAAGUGGGGGCUCCCACCACUGCAUGCAUCCCGGUGGAAGCCCAGGGGGCAUGUGCCCCCCCAAUCUGUGCUCAGGGCAAGGCAGCUGCUGCUGCAUGCUGGGCUUUGUGCUCUGAGCUACAUCUAACAGUGCUAAUACUGUGUGGCAGCCCAGGCUGCUGAGGUAUUCUGGUUAAGAAUCACUGAGCUAGAGGGUGAUGGUGAGUGAGGGACUUCGGAGGGAAGUGGAGCAGCUCCAGGUGCAGAGGUACUGGAGGAGAGGGUGGAGCUUUUAUCUGUCCUCCCCUUUCAUUCCCCAGACACAAAGCCUUCUGUGAUUAACUCCUGUGAAGUACACCUGAUGUUCAGGGAGUGGGGGGGGGGGCACGGGACACACAGGGGAUAAGCACAUUGUAGCAUGGAGAGAGAGAGAGAGAUGAGCUCUGAGCCAUACACAGAACAUUUCCUUGUUGCUGGGGGCACCAACUCCACCCCUUACAUCUGAAAGUUUUCUCCGUUGCUCUGACCUAAGGUCUACCUUUGCUCUGAGGGCUACUAGCCAGGCUCCCAGGGCUGGGAGAGAAGGGCAGCACCUUGCCACAAAGGACGGAGCUGGCUUGUCUUCAAAUCAGGUGCAAGGCUGGGGCCUUUUUGCAUGGAGGAUGACGGCAAAGAGUAAUGGUCUGAAGAGCUCACCUGCCAACCACCACUCUCCCCGGUUGUCUGUCAAAGCCAAGACUGAGGAUGAUCCAGACAAGACUGAGAUCAGCACCAGCAGGGCUGAGUCUGCCGAUGACACUUCCUCAGAACUGCAGAGAAUUGCUGCAUUGGACAAUGCAGAUCAGCCAGCCCGAAGAAGAGGAGCUCUGACCAGGAUAGUCCGGCUAGUGGUGAUUCUGAGAGACUGGGCAAACAAAAGCUUGCGGGAAGAGCAGCAAAGGCCAGACUCCUUCCUUGAGCGAUUCCAUGGGCCAGAACUGCAUACAGAGGAUGGUAACGAGCAAGGGGACAAACAUGGUGAAGGCAGCAAAAGCAAGAAGAAGAAAUGGAUGGUGUUUGUGGUGGAUCCUUCUGGGGACUGGUAUUACCGCUGGCUGCCUGUCAUUGCACUACCCGUCCUUUAUAACUGGUGCUUGCUUGUGGCAAGAGCCUGCUUUAGUGAUCUCCAGAGGGGCUACUUCAUCCUCUGGCUUGUGCUGGAUUAUAUCUCGGACUGCAUCUACAUUGCUGAUAUUAUAAUCCGGUCACGCACAGGUUUCCUGGAACAGGGCUUGCUGGUCAGGGACCUUAAGAAGCUGUGGGAUAAGUAUGUCCAAACUUUGCAGUUCAAGCUGGACAUCCUCUCUGUCUUGCCUACAGACCUGGUGUACUUUGCAGUGGGAAUCCAUCGGCCUGAGCUGCGCUUCAACAGGCUACUCCACUUCUCCCGCAUGUUUGAAUUCUUUGAUCGGACUGAGACCAGGACUAGCUACCCGAACAUCUUCAGGAUUAGCAACCUGGUGCUGUACAUCCUGGUCAUCAUCCACUGGAAUGCCUGCAUUUACUAUGCCAUCUCUAAGUCCAUUGGCUUUGGGACAGACACCUGGGUGUACCCCAACAUCACAGACCCUGAGUACGGGUACCUCAGCCGGGAGUAUGUCUAUUGCCUCUACUGGUCCACUCUGACUCUGACUACUAUUGGAGAAACUCCUCCUCCAGUGACCGAUGAGGAGUACCUCUUUGUCAUUGUUGAUUUCCUCAUUGGUGUCCUCAUUUUUGCCACCAUUGUCGGGAAUGUGGGCUCCAUGAUAUCCAAUAUGAAUGCUACCAGGGCAGAGUUCCAGGCGAAAAUUGAUGCCAUCAAGCACUAUAUGCAGUUCCGCAAGGUCAGCAAGGAAAUGGAGGCCAAGGUCAUCAAGUGGUUUGAUUACCUAUGGACCAACAAGAAGGCAGUAGAUGAACGUGAGGUCCUCAAGAACCUCCCUGACAAACUGCGGGCAGAGAUUGCCAUCAAUGUGCAUUUGGAGACACUGAAGAAGGUGAGGAUCUUCCAGGACUGUGAAUCAGGCUUGCUGGUAGAGUUGGUGCUGAAACUUCGGCCUCAGGUGUUCAGCCCGGGGGAUUAUGUUUGCCGAAAGGGGGACAUUGGCAAGGAGAUGUACAUCAUCAAGGAAGGGAAACUGGCUGUGGUGGCAGAUGAUGGAGUGACUCAAUAUGCCUUACUGACCUCAGGACUCUGCUUUGGUGAGAUCAGCAUUCUCAACAUUAAAGGGAGCAAAAUGGGCAACAGACGCACAGCCAACAUCCGAAGUCUUGGCUAUUCUGAUCUCUUCUGCCUGUCUAAGGAAGACCUAAUGGAAGCAGUCACUGAAUAUCCUGAUGCUAAGAAGGUGCUGGAGGAGCGUGGCCGGGAGAUCCUGAUGAAAGAAGGGCUGCUGGAUGAGUCAGAAGCUGAGGCAAGCCUGGAAGGGAAGGAAGUGGAGGAAAAGCUGGAUCGGCUGGAGUCCAACCUGGAGACACUGAACACCCGUUUUUCUCGAGUGUUGUCCGAGUAUAAUACUGCUCAGAUGAAGCUCAAACAGCGCAUCUCUGUUUUGGAAAACAAGAUGAAACAGGAGGUUCCAGAUGACAUCUUUGAUGGAUUAGACACACCUGUGGAGGAUGAGGAAGGAGCCAAAUCUGAUGGGAAGAAGUGAGAAUCUGUAGAUGUCAGCCCCUGCUCUGUUCUGCAGGGUGCAGACAUGGCAUUUGCUGGUUUCUGUGUUUCAAGAACAAAUUACUAUCUGCCUUGCGUUGCAUGAGACUUCUCAGUGUCAUAGAAGUGUUGCUGUUGCUGCCUUGUGUGAGCGCUCUCUAAAACAGUUCCAAAUCAGGUGACUCUUGUAGCUCUUACAAUCUACCCUACUGCCUUAAUCCAUGGCCUAAGAAUCAGAUCAGUCAGAACAUGAGUGACCUCUGCUGCUGCUAACAUUUCUGUCCAACUUCUGCAAGGAGUAUGUGCUCAUCUUACCUUCUUGCCUCCUCCUUGCAUUAAUAGAUAGCAGGAGCUCAUCAACUGAAUGUCUUAUAUGUAGGAGUUAGUGGAGACACCUGAGCCCCUCUUAUGCGUAGGUGGGGGUGCAAUAACUUUGAUGUAGACAAAGGUCUCACUUGUUCACUUUGCUUUCCCUAAUGGGCUGAUCAGGAGGAUGCUCUUUAGAGGACCAGCAUCCCAGGAGCUAAUAAGCAACAGAGAGAGAGAGAGAGAGAGAAAUUGAACCAUCAGCCAGAUGCUUAUUUAAUGUAUUUUUGGUAACUGCUUUUGUAAUACACACUUAUAUUAUGUAAAUAUAUAUUUUCCACUGUAUGAUCACAUAUGUUUAAAAUACUAAAACCGAAAUGAAGAAGUUAUACCAAGCCUUAUGCUUCUGUGAAUAGAAUGUUUUUCUGGUUCAGUGUAGGUUAUUGACAUUACUUCUGAAAGUAAAGACUUAUGAUAAAUGUAGGUGAGG